AUGAACAGAAACGUAGAGGACAAGCUUUACUCCGGUGUGGUUCGUCCCAUCGACGAAGCCGUAAGAGGUCUCGAGAACAGGAUCUCUCUCAAGAUCAAAGCCGCCAAGAUCCCCGAAAAGAAGAAUGCGGUGAUGCCGCUCCGGCCCGCCUAUGGCUCCAAGGGUAUUCCCGUUACGCUGUGGACCAACUACGUCGAGAUGACAUUUGGCAAAGGAAAGGAUCUCGUUCUUUACAAGUACAGCAUCGCCAUCUCUCCUCCGGAGGCUGGCAAGAAGCAACAGCGAAUCAUACAACUCUUUUUGGAGAAGUGGAAGCAAGACUUGCCCAACUUUGGUCAGAUUUACUCCGACUUCAAGUCCUUUCUUAUUUCAACCAUGGAGCUGGACCUCGAUGAGCUUGAAGUCAUCAAGAACAGCUCGCUAGACUUCAUCAAAGAUGGACACACGGAAGCCCCCAAGAACCCAGACACUUACAGGGCCAAGGUGGAGGCUCAGGGCGAGUUCAACGUUCAGAACUUCCUUAAAUACUUGUCGGAGGAGCAAGCCGCGCCCACAUUCGCCAACAAGUUGGACAUGAUACAGGUUCUCAACAUCUUCCUCAACCACUACAACAAGACCAACAAGUCGGUCGUGGCCGUCGGCGCCAACAGGACAUUCAGUCUUGACCCCCAACGCCCACCUCCUGGCAGCCAACCGAGCAGGGACAGGAGUGCCAGGGCGUCUGGUGAGGUGAUGGAUCUGGGUGGAGGUCUUGAAGCACUUCGUGGUUUCUUCACCAGCAUUCGGCCUGCGACCGGUCGACUACUCAUCAACAUCAACGUCACCAGUGCUGCAUUCUACAAGCAGGGUACACUCGCCAACCUGGUCAAUUCUUUUGGUACCGGCUCGCUGUUCAAUCUGGACAAGUUCCUCAAGCGUCUUCGGGUGGAGCCAACUCACCUGGAAUCCAAGACGAGUCAGGGGGGUGCAGGCAGCAGCAAGUCUUCCCGCAAGCGGUACAGAACAAUCUUUGGAUUGGCGCGUGAGGGUGACGGUGCUUCCAUGCCGGCCAACGAGCGACCCAAGAUUUCUAUGUUUGGUGCUGGCCCAGGUCUCAUUAUGUUUUGGUUUGCCAGGGAAGGCCAGAAGGGACGCUACGUCACUGUCACGCAGUACUUCCAACAAACCUACGGCAUUACCCUCAACCCACGCCUCCCGGUGAUAAACGUCGGCAAUCGAGAAAGGCCAACCUACUUCCCCAUCGACAUUUGCAAUGUUUUUCCGGGCCAAGUUGCACGAGAGAAGCUCACGCCGGCCCAGAUGGAGCAGAUGGUCGAGUUUGCUGCCCAGCGUCCCUGGUUCAACGCGGAGCAGAUUACAAGAUCAGGUCUCCUCCUGACUGGAGCCUCGAAUACUGUCAACAAUUACUUGUCGGAAAACAACAUCAAAGUGGGAACAGAGCUUAUCACUGUCCCAGGACGCGUUCUUCCCCAACCCAAGCCUCAAUACGCCCAUGGAUCCGAGGUGAGCAUGAGUGCAGGAGGCUGGAACAUGAGGAACUGCAGGUUCUUCAAGGUCGCAGGCGACGUGAAACCUCGACCCUGGGGCUGCCUCACCUUGGAUAGACGAUAUCAAAUGAAUUCCCCGUAUUUGGAAUCGCAAGUCAACGCAUUCCACACGCAUCUGCGAAAAGCCGGACUCAACCUCGAAACAUGUCAGAUUCGAGGCUGCAACGUGGGCAUGGGCACCUCGCAGGAUUUCUCUGCCCUGGACGCAAUGUUUUCUCGUUGCCGGCCACAAAGGUUAAAUACUGGUCAAAUCCUGCGUGUGCUCGACUUUGUACUGGUCAUACUCCCUGACAAGGAUGCCUCUCUUUACAACAUGAUCAAAUACCUGGGGGACGUUCUGUACGGCGUGCCGACGGUGUGCGUUGCAACUCGAACCUUUUUCCCUGCCAAAGGAUCAGAUCAGAUGUUUGGCAAUUUGGGCCUCAAGAUCAACUUGAAGCUUGGUGGAGUCAACCACAAGAUUGAAAAUUCCCUUCUUGGCAUCGUGGCACAGGGCAAGACCAUGAUUGUCGGCAUCGACGUCACUCACCCGGCCGCCGGUGCCACGGCAGCCCCGAGCAUUGCGGCCAUGGUUGCAAGCACCGACAGUAAUCUUGCCCAGUGGCCGGGCGAGGUUUCCAUUCAAACACAGGCUAGGAAGGAACAGGUCGACGCGCUGACAAGCAUGCUCCAGAACAGACUCAAAAUCUGGAAAGCGAGGAACAAUCAGUCUCUGCCCGACAACAUCCUCGUCUACCGAGACGGCGUCUCUGAGGGUCAGUACGCCAUGGUGCAGCAGAUAGAGAUUCCGCUGCUGGAGAAGGCGUGCGAAGCCGAGUACAGCCCCGGCAAGAAGCCCAACAUGACGGUCGUGGUCGUCGGCAAGCGGCACCACACGCGCUUCUAUCCGACCUCGACGGCCCGUCCCAACAUGGUCAAAAACAACGUCGCCCCGGGAACCGUUGUCGACCGCGGCAUCACCGAGGCGCACACUUGGGACUUUUUCCUGCAGUCUCACGAAGCCCUCAAGGGCACCGGCCGGCCUGCACACUACAUCGUCCUCAUGGACGAGAUCUUUCGCCCGGGUUUCGAGAGCGGCGUGAAAAUUCCGAUCCGCAGCGGGCCCUCACGCGGCGGUGGCCUGGGCAACAGCAUGCACCGGGGCGGCGGUAUUAGCAGGGGUGGUGGAGGCAACAGAGGUGGUGGCAUGGGACAGGGGGCAUCUGGCCACGGCGCCGCGCAGCUCAACGAGGCAGACACGCUCGAGAUGUUGACUUACUCUCUGUGCAGCGUGUUUGGACGCGCGACGCGGUCUGUGAGCUACGCGACGCCCGCAUACUUUGCCGAUAUUUUGUGCGAGCGCGGCCGCUGCUGGCUCGCAGCGUAUCUGGCGGUGCGCCGGCCCAUGGACGAUGCCGAGACGGCGUCUGUGCUGAGCGCAGGGGAGAUUCGCAAGAUUACGAACCCUCAGGCCAAGCAGGAGGCGCAGCAGAAGCUUCUUGAAGUGCAGCAGCAGGGGAGGAAGGCUGCCAUGGAGGCUUGUCGCGUGCAUCCUGCACUCAAAGAUACCGUGUUUUACCUGUGA
This is a messenger RNA of Pyricularia grisea, 3111 nucleotides long. RefSeq lists its product as uncharacterized. NCBI's taxonomy places the organism in Eukaryota, Fungi, Ascomycota, Sordariomycetes, Magnaporthales, Pyriculariaceae. The record is from RefSeq and is a predicted model, not a curated record. Bases 1 to 3111 code for a protein of 1036 amino acids. Gene Ontology annotation, molecular function: protein binding; RNA binding. The transcript is spliced from 4 exons.